AUGGCAGACGUGAAAAGUGAAACCGAGAUCAACGUUAAAGAAACUGGACCUUCAUCCAUUAAAUUUCCAAUGCUGACUUCCACCAACUACACAGUGUGGGCUAUGAAGAUGAGAAUUGCUCUCAAGGUAAAUAAAGUCUGGGAAACCAUUGAUCCAGGGAGCAAGCAUGAAGAAAAAAAUAACUUGGCUAUUGCCUUGUUGUUUCAAUCCAUACCCGAAUCAUUGACAUUACAAGUUGGAAACCUCGACACAUCCAAAGCAGUGUGGGAUGCAAUUCAAGCCAGACAUAUCGGGGCCGAAAGAGUUCGAGAAGCUCGACUACAAACACUAAUGGCAGAUUUCGACAAACUAAAGAUGAAAGACGAAGAUAAUAUCGAUACCUUCGUCGGCAAGUUAACCGAGAUCUCAUCAAAGUCAGCUUCGCUUGGAACAAUCAUAGAAGAACCAAAACUUGUGAAGAAAUUCUUAAAGAGUUUGCCAAGAAAAAAAUAUAUUCAUAUGGUUGCAUCUCUUGAACAAGUUCUGGAUCUUAACGAAACUAGUUUCGAAGAUAUAGUGGGAAGUUUAAAGGCCUAUGAAGAGAGAAUAAGCGAAGAAGAAGAAGAAGAACAGAAUGAUGAUCGAGAGAAACUGAUGUAUGCCAAUAGCGAGUCACAGCAUGAUGGUUAUGGAACCGGUCGAGGAAGAGGUCGUGGUGGAAGAGGCAACUGGAGAGGUGGAAGAGGCCGAGGACGUACUGGAGGUUUCUAUGCGCAGAGAGAAGCGUAUAAACAAGGACAGUACGGAACGAAGGAUAAAAGUCACAUAACUUGUUUUCAUGUGACAAACUCGGUCACUACGCCUCGAAUGCCCUGA
Brassica napus (rape) is the source of this 855-nucleotide messenger RNA. RefSeq lists its product as uncharacterized. The record is from RefSeq and is a predicted model, not a curated record. The transcript has a single exon. The coding region runs from base 1 to 855 and encodes 284 amino acids. NCBI's taxonomy places the organism in Eukaryota, Viridiplantae, Streptophyta, Magnoliopsida, Brassicales, Brassicaceae.